Messenger RNA from Thrips palmi, 1335 nucleotides. RefSeq lists its product as uncharacterized. The coding region runs from base 133 to 1335 and encodes 400 amino acids. The transcript has 5 exons. The record is from RefSeq and is a predicted model, not a curated record. Lineage: Eukaryota; Metazoa; Arthropoda; Insecta; Thysanoptera; Thripidae.
CAGUAUUUCUUGGAACGCUGCUCCGGCCGAGCGUCUGUUACUCCGGAUGGUGAACAUUUUCGCCAGACUCAGCCACACAACCAUGAUCCUGAUCGAUAUAAAAUUGAAUCGAGAGCCUUUCGCCACGCCUUAAUGGACCGGUGCCGGAGAGGUGACCAUACACCCUACCGGGUCAUGUAUCACGAAGAGAGACGGAAACUGCGAAUUUCUAGGCAGGCUGCAGCAAGGAUUCCGCUCGUUUCCCUUCGAUCGUCAAUGCGGAGGGCUCGCUUGGAAAAUCGACCCAGGAUACCACAUUCUCUAAAAGAUUUUGAUAAGGUGCUGCGGUCAAGGAGAUAUAGACGUCUGUCGCGUACGAUGGAUGGCAAGGAUAACGUGUAUGCUGGGCGUGCUGGCAGUGCGGCGGACAAAACCAUAAGUCUCAUUUUCGUCACUAGAAGGAUGCGGCGUUACAUGAGGAAAGUGAAGCGAAUUUUCUGUGACGGAACUUUUUCCCCCGUUCCUCGAGGCAUGAAGGCAUAUCAAGUGUGGACAAUAAGCACGAUCCGAGAACAUCAUGUCGUUCCCCUGGUGCGCGUACUCAUGCGGAGGCGUACACGGAAAGCUUAUGAGGCCGCCCUGGAAAAGAUACAGGCCCUAGUACCGCAGUUCAAGCCUCAGCAUAUUUUCGCGGACUACGAGUCCGGCGAACAGAAGGCACUGGCGAACGCUUUUCCUGACGCAGACUGCAGCGGCUGUCUGUUCCAUUAUGCAAAAUCAGUCGGUGGCAAGUCUAAGAAGCUGGGCAUGACCAAGAAAAUCAAAGAUUCCCCCCACGUGCGCCGCGUCGUGCGCUCCUUCUGCGCAUUGCCACUUCUUCCCCAAUCCUACAUUAUUAGAGGGUAUAACUCACUCUUGAAAACGGCCACCAAGAAACGUGUAGCAGCUACAAUACUGCCCCUUGCCAACUACUGGCAGACACAGUGGCUGAACAAAGUUCAUCUUUUGUCUGUCAGUGGGUGCGAAGACAGAACAACAAAUGGAAGUGAAUGCGACAACCGUAUGUUUCAAGAUGCAGUUCGACAGGCAAGGCCCAAUUGUUGGGAUUUUAUGGAUGGAGUUCUUGAAAUGGAGGACUGCACACAUCAAGACAUAGCAGUUAUGGAGGCUUUGAGGAGGCCAAGUCGAAUACGAUCCACUGCUGCUGUCUCCAAUGACUCUAAAAUUCAAGCUCUGACACGGCAACUUGAAGAAGGUUUAAUUUCCGUGCGUGGAUUUCUCAAAACUGCCAGCUACACAAUUGUGGGCGCGUUCAACAGGGGCCUAAAUGGAAAGAAAAAGAAAAAAAACGUGUAA